Molecule: messenger RNA, 1164 nt
Organism: Colletotrichum gloeosporioides
Lineage: Eukaryota; Fungi; Ascomycota; Sordariomycetes; Glomerellales; Glomerellaceae
Exons: 5
Coding region: 1-1164 (387 amino acids)
Source: RefSeq, a predicted model, not a curated record
AUGUAUACAACAUACGAGGGCAGUGUCUUCAUUGACGGCGGAGGUAAAGACGGAGGCUACACGUACAAGGAGUGCGCACCUUCCUUCGCAACCCUCCUUGUGCGAAAGGAUGAGGUUGUCACCGUGAUGCUGCAAGGGCCCAAGAGACCUGGUGGAGACGACCCUGCAUCGGGCCAUGCCGUCCUCUCGAUCGCCGUGCGGAGUGCAGGCAAGGACGAGCCUUCACCACAAGCGCUUCCCAAGCAGGCAGUCCGUCGACUUUUGCAGUCGGACGUCAUUCCUGACGACGUUUCGGUGGCACAUUACUAUGCUACUAACAUGGCGAACAUCACCGCCGGCAAGCGUGUUGGGAAUGUCAUCGAUAUCUUGAGAAAUUUGCGGACUGCAAGAACAAUUCAACACUAUGCUCAGGCCCUGGCAGCAUUCCGCCGCGCAGAUCAGCUCGUCGCCUGGGCUUACCAUCUUUCGUUGCUGCACCACAUGUUCGAGCACAGGAUUUACCAACACCUCCACUUACUUUCUCGCACGUACAAGCUCAAAUCCGCCUUGUGUGUUGAGUUGGAGUCGCCGCUAUACCACGAGUACUACAAGAAGGCUACCGUCAGCGACAACGCCGACGGCCGAGGGAAGCACCGGGAUAUCGAUCUCAAGGCGAGGCCCGGGCAGGAAAUCGUGUCAGAGAUAGUGUGGAAGACAAAGGUUCGUUUCUUUGAGGGUACGAUAGACGACGGGGACCGCGAGAUGCUCCCCAUCAGCGAGCUACUGGGCACCUUGAAGACACCAGAGGGCCGGACGAGAUCAACGAAAAUGCAACAACAUAUCAUGAGCUGGAUCAAUAGUCAACGCACGGCGGUUCGCGAAGGCUCUGAGUAUGACUUCGACGCCACGCACCAUGACGGCGCUGUUCACCACGAAGCUACGAUGCUCGGCAUCCAGCAGUUGCCCCAAAUGAAACGGCCCCUGAAGUUGGUGGUUACUACUGAGCGGUGUUGCCCUACCUGCGCUUACCUCUUCGAAUUCUGCAAGAACAACGCUGAUCGAGGAUUUCUGGGUGCCGAGCUGGAAGAUACGUUAUGGAGCGGGCGGAAGACGUCCUUCAGCAUCGAUUGGAGACGAUGGUGGCAAGAUACAGAGAAGCUGAAAACUCAAGACCUGAGGGCAUAG